Molecule: messenger RNA, 1611 nt
Organism: Paramuricea clavata
Lineage: Eukaryota; Metazoa; Cnidaria; Anthozoa; Malacalcyonacea; Plexauridae
Source: the annotation of a GenBank genome assembly
AUGUAUAAUUCCCGGCCAUCGAGCCCUAUGGACAUGUUGUUGUUAUCCAAUAACACAGCUUACUUGUUUUCUGCAAGUGAAGUUUCCAGAAAUAAUUCUAAAUGGAUUCAGAAUUUUCAAUUACCCAGCAUGGUAUGUUGCAUUGUGAUGCACUUGAAUUAUUAAAUUGUUCUCCGAGUUGUAUAAUACAAUAUAGUGUUGUUAUUUUAGAGCGGUCUGCUGUUUUCCAACCAAAUUACAGUUACAAAGAACAAACUUUGAUAAUUUUACUUUACUCUUUCAUGAAAAUUCCUAAUGGAAAUUAAUUGACUUUUCCAACUUGUAACAGCAGCAUAGCUAGCUUUGGCAACAGUUAGUUGGUUCUGGGUUUUCGAUAAGUUGGAAAGCUCCAGUUGGAAUAUGGAUGUUUUACUGUAUAUACUAGUGGCUUUAGCACAACCCGCCUUUAACUGGCAUGUCUGAGUGAAGCUGCACCCAUGCCACCCAAAAGAGAUCUGUUGUCCAAUGUCCAUUUACUGUAAAAUCUGAUUAAUUUUUGCUUAAAUUCAAACAGGGCGAUGAAUGCAUUGAUGAUACCAUUGAAGCAUCAGUCGCAUCAAAACUUGCGAGGGCUGGUCAUGUCAGUGAUGUAAAGCCAUUGUACAUCGCUGGAGAGGGCAAGAUCCUGAUGAAAUUGAACAGUUCAGUAACAAUUGAGAAUACGUUGGCACAUCUUGUAAGUUAUGUGUUCAAUAUUGUCAGAAUACUCUGUGUCAAGCAAAAAUGUAUUCCAGUUUCUGGAAACUGCGAGAACCAGGGAAGCUAAAAAAGGAUUCCAGUCAACAAAUAUUUGCAAGAACUUGAAUAACGUUUUAACAAUUAACCGAGCAAAUUGUUAAGCUCGUUUAGAUAGGAGCCCCGGCGGCUCGUCCAUUUUUGGCAAAAUUUCCAAACACCACUCGUACUAUUAAUCCCUAAUUGUACUCGCCAUCGCAUGAUUACCUAUACUAACAUAUAUAAUCCUUGUACUUAUGAUCAAAAUGUUACGUUAAUUGAGAUUUUCUUCCUUUAUUCAUUGCAAUUUUACUAUUUGUGCACAUUUUUAGAGCAAUUUUUAUGGGGAUAAGGAAUAAAAUUUGCUCCACUUUUUUAAACUAGAGUAUUUAUUACUCCUGUUAGGGUAAAUAUUACUCCACUUUUGGUAUAUUGUUGACUCCAAAAUUAGAGUAAAAUUUUAAAUUAGAUUAUUUUUCACUACCAUAAGGAAUACAAUUACUCCACUUUUGGUAUAUUUUUCACUCCAAAAUGAGAGUAAAAUUAUAAAUUAGAGUAUUAAUUACUCCUGAAGGGGUAAAUAUUACUCCAUUUGUUAGGUAGCAAGUACUCUAAAAAUGGAGUUAAAAUGUUGGAGUAAAAAAUACUCCCAAAACAGAGUCAACUUUUUAAAUCCUUUCUUGGAGUAGUAUUUACUCCUUGAAAUUAAGUAUUUACUCCUUUUUGUCAUUAAUACAUUAUUGGUUCAAUAUUAUAUAGGUUCCAGAGUAUUUCUUCAACAUCUUUAAUCCAACAAAAUGUUUAUGCGGCGUGUCUAUCGUGGUCAGUCAGACAGUUAUUGGAGAAUCGUUUAGAUAG